AUGGAGUUUCCCUCUGUUGGGUUCAAUUGUUCUUUCGAAGGAUGCAAGCAGCUUGGUAAGCCAAUAUGGCUUGAUUAUCGUCUUUAUCAAUUUUGUUUGGAUCAUAGAUACCCUACCUCUCAUCAUUGUGAACGUUGGAAAGAAAAUGAAAAGAAUGUUCAAUUCUGUGAAACUUGUUCCUCCAUGAUUUUAAAACCUGAAGGAAAAUCUUCCGAAGAUGCCUUGAAAGAACAUUCGCAAUCAAAUUGCACGUUGCAUCUCUUAUCCUCUGUGUAUUCCACCACGAAAAAAAAGUGUUUUAUAACAGAAUGUAGGAAUGUUUCAGAAGGUGGUGUAAAGGUUUACGUGAUAUGUGAUGGACACCGACAUCCCCCAGCUCACCAAUGCGCAUCGCUUAAUAUAGCUUUUGAAGAAAAAGCAAAAAGACGUAUGAUGGCAGAAGAAAUGAUUUCGAGAUACAUAAAGAAAUCUAGCAGUGAUAAAUUCAAGUCUGAUGAGAUCGUUUCUUCAUCAUCGAAAAGUACGACGAUAACAAAUAAACCAAAGAAGAAGAAUAAAAUGAUUGAAAUGAUGAAGUUGAAAUCCAAAGCUCAGGGUGAUUCUUCUAUACCCGCGAAUUCACGUAUAUAUCUUUCAGUCGACUUCCCAAGUGAUUCGAAAGUGCCCAACAAACCAAUGUUUUUCAAUAAAGAGUGGACCGUUGGUAAAUCCCUUGAUAAGAUAGCAACAACUGGCAAGAUCAAUAAUAUUAAUAAUAAACUCACAUCGGAUGAUCCAGAAAGAUUAAUCUUAGUCAAUAAGGAAACCAAGAAUAUCUUACAAACGGAUAGAAAAUUAGGCGAGGUUAUUGAAAAUGGUGACAAUAUUUCCAUAGAAAAGUUUGGAUUAAUCAAUAAAUAA
This is a messenger RNA of Funneliformis caledonium, 900 nucleotides long. The record is from the annotation of a GenBank genome assembly. Lineage: Eukaryota; Fungi; Glomeromycota; Glomeromycetes; Glomerales; Glomeraceae.